Messenger RNA from Vitrella brassicaformis, 902 nucleotides. Lineage: Eukaryota; Vitrellaceae. The record is from the annotation of a GenBank genome assembly.
AUGAAGUGGCUGCAUCGCCAUCUCUGGCUGCCACUGCUCAUUCACACGGGACUCAUCGGAGACCUUCGCAGGUGGGAGUGGAGAGCAAGCUUCAAGUGGGGCACGCUUGAGGAGGCCACAGAGUCGGCCAAGCGGCUCAGAGAGGAUAUCCCGCACCUGCAGGAGGAGCUUGCCAGAGUUGCGGUAUACAAGGAGGAAUCCCGCGCCAGCUUGGAGAAGAAUCCGGACAACGGGGUUCAACGGAUAGGAUACAACUUCUGGUCAGAGGACCACGAAUUCCUCCGCGGCCGCUUGCAAGAGUGCCAGCAGAUCCUGUGCAGGGCGGAGUACGCCAUCUACAAAUUCAAUCAGGCGAAUCAGACGGGUGGGCAAGGAUGACACACAACACAGACAGAGAGAGAGAUGUGCACACGUGGGGCUUUCAUUGCUUUAUUUACUUUCAGCUCCACAAGUAAACGCCCAUCCAGCAGCUGCGCCAGUGACCUCCCGUCCGGAAGCUGCGCAGCAGGUGAGCACAGCUGUCCAGGUAGACCUCGGUCCGGCAGCUGCGGAAGUGACCUCCCGUCCGGAAGCUGCGCAGCAGGUGACCAAAGCUGUGCAGGUGGACCUCCCUCCGCCAAGGUCAUCGCUUUGCCGGAGUCGGUCUUGCCCAGCACUCACGGCUGCUGCAGGUAAAGGCCUGCAAUGAAUGGCGUAUAUGUCUGUGGCUCAUGGUCGAUUCACUCGUGCUGUCUGAUCGUUUAGAUGACCGGAGCCCUCCUUGUGGCGGCCAUGGCGACACGGACGCGCCCCUGUCACCCGAGCCGAGGAUGAUACAAGCAGUGGCGACGCUAGCGGCCCCAGCUGUCGCGGACUCUCUGCGGCUGCGGCAGGGCCAGACAGCAGCCGGGAGCGUCGACUGA